This is a messenger RNA of Monomorium pharaonis (pharaoh ant), 2481 nucleotides long. RefSeq names its product farnesyl pyrophosphate synthase. NCBI's taxonomy places the organism in Eukaryota, Metazoa, Arthropoda, Insecta, Hymenoptera, Formicidae. The transcript is spliced from 6 exons. Gene Ontology annotation, biological process: trans, trans-farnesyl diphosphate biosynthetic process. The record is from RefSeq and is a predicted model, not a curated record. Gene Ontology annotation, cellular component: cytoplasm. Gene Ontology annotation, molecular function: (2E,6E)-farnesyl diphosphate synthase activity; dimethylallyltranstransferase activity. Bases 167 to 1246 code for a protein of 359 amino acids.
UAACAGAAAGUAUAGAAAAUAUAAAUUUAAUAAGAACAGUUUUCAGAUCGAAGCUCCGUGUUAUUGAAUGGUUGGCAUGUAAUUAACUAUAAUUGUAUUCAUAAUUUAAUUAAAUAAUUGUUGUUGAUUGUUGAAGUUUUCGAACGUUGUAUUGCAACGAAAAAGAAUGGCUUCUUCCAAAACUCAAAUAAUGUGGAUAACAAUGGAGAAAGAAAUUCAGGGGAUGAUGGAAGUGUGGCCGGAUGUUGUUCGCGAUAUUACGGAAAUGGUUACGAAUUUAAACAUUCCUGAUAUUGAUAAAUGGUUAGAAAAAGUAUUACAGUAUAAUGUUCUAAAAACAAAGAAAGUUAUUUGCUUAUCAUUGGUCUAUGCUUAUAAAUUGUUAGUACCUAAGGAACAACUAACAGAAGAUAAUAUUCGCUUAGUACGAAUUUUAGCAUGGUGUAUAGAAAUGACAUUAGUCUAUUUAACGUUAAUCGACGAUAUCAUGGAUCAAUCGUCAUUUCGUCGAGGCCAACCAUGUUGGUAUCGGUACAAUAAUAACGGUUUAAUGGCAAUCAAUGAUGGUUUCUUAUUAGAGAGCGCCAUGUAUUAUAUAAUUAAAAAACAUUUUAAAAGAAAAGAAUGUUAUAUUAAUUUAGUGGAAACUUUCCAAGAUAUUAAUUUUAAGUUACAACUAUCUCAGUGUUUAGAUAUGUACGCAUGCAACAAGAAACUUAACGACUUAGUAAAUCUAGAUCUAUUUACAAUGAAUCGAUAUAGGUCACUUGCCAUAUACAAAGGAUGUUUGAUGAUUGCACCAAUACGCAUAGCAAUGCAUUUUGCUGGAAUAAAAGAUCCAGAAAUGUUCAAUGAAUCAGAAACCAUCUUGUUAGACAUGGGGUACUUAAUACAAGUUCAAGACGAUUAUUUAGCGUGCUAUGGGAAUUAUGAAACUUUUCUAAAAAUAAGUACUGAUAUAGAAGAAGGAAAAUGUACGUGGGUAAAUGUUACGGCUCUUCAACACUUCACUCCAGAACAGCGUAAAUGUUUAGAAGAAUGUUACGGAGUUUCGGAUUCAGAGAAAGUGGGACGCGUGAAACAGCUCUUCACUGAUAUAGAUUUGCCGAACAUUUAUUUUUCAUACGAAAAAAAGGUAUAUAAUCGAAUAAAUAAACGAAUACAGCAAAUAUCAUCUGGACUUCCACGCAAUUAUUUCUUUGAUUUAUUAGAAAAGCUUUAUCGCAGGGAAGAAUGUUAUUUUUAAUUGUCAAUUCAAAAACAUAUAUUUUUUAAGUGAAGGAUCCAACAUAAAUUAUUUAGGGUGGAAUAGUCUAUUUUCUUAUAUUCACACAAGUAAAAAAUCUUUAUUUUGAUAAAAGCUCGCAGGAAAUGAUAAAUAUUUUGCGGUUCUCUAUAUGUCUGCAAUGAUACACAAUAACAUACGCCAUCAUAGAAGAACAUUUUUGGAUUUAAUACAUAUCCGAAUCUUUUAAUUUAUUUUCUUGUUUCUUUUUGCAAAUAACGGUACAUGUUAAUGUUCCUUUAUCACUAUAGUAUUUUAUCGUAAUGCUUAUAUCGUAAUAAGUUGCGUUUAAUUUGGUGUUUAUUUGUUUGUAAGCAUUAUUUGUCAUUGUUAUUUGUUAUUUGUCCUUGUUUAAUUUUGGUAUACAGAAAAAAUUUUAUAUCAAAUAUUACUAUCUAUAAUAGUAACUACAGAUUGUAAGAUAAAAUUUUAGAGAAUUAAAAGCCAUGUGUAGUGUGGCAAUUUAAUAAAAACAAUAAAAAUUUUAAUAAUUUCUUUCUUGGUCCGCGCUUACUAUUUAUUAUAAUAAUUUGUACUAUUAAAUGUUUUUUGUGUAAGUUUUGAUAAAAAAUAAAGUUAUGCUUAAAACUUACUUGUAUUUUAAUUUAUCACAUAGUAAUAAUACUAUACCAUUUAAUAAUAUUAAAGUCUACUAAAAAUAGAAUAGUUUGAUAAAGUUGUUUUUAUCAGCAUGUGUUUACGGUAAAAAAUAAAAUAUGUGGCUCAGUUCGUAUCGUAGCUGUGACUAGUAUCAGUUUUACAUAAUUCAACAUUGUAUAAUAUGUAUACACGGACAAAGUGUAAAAACUGUGCAAUAGUACUUAUGUGGUCAGUUUUUGAUUUUUAUUUAAAUAAAAGACUCGAUUAUAUCACCUUAAACAAAAGGUAAAAAUAAAAGUUUAAUAACACAAAUACAAACUAAAAAGUGGUAUAGUAGUUUUUGUAUCACUCACCCGCAAAAAAACCAGCCACCUAAUUUUUCUCAAACUUUUUAUUUUGUUUUAAUAGCGACAAUUCCGCCAAAAAUUAUCGUAUCAAGAUGAAUCAAAGUUCAAAUGAAAGCUUAAACUUUUCUCUUGAAAACCAUAUAAACUGUAAUUGAGUUACAGCAAACGUUUUACAAAAUGGCGGACAUCGAAGACAGUGCUUAAAAAAAAGGGUAAAAGAUUUUUUUAAUCUUUAAUCGCUAUUAAAAA